AUGGCCGCGGAGGAUCUGCCCAUCGACCUCGGCGAGGCGGGGUUCAUGGAUGACCCCGAGGACUACUAUCCCCCAACUCCCCCGCCCACCCAGGAGAUCUUCACAAUGAAGAGCGGCAAGUCCAUCACGCUGCACCUGGUCGGCCACAGCCCCACGGAGGCACACACACUGUGGAACGGGGCGAAGAUCAUAUCGGACUACUUCGAGAAGGACCCCUCGAGGAUCAAGGGCAAGACGAUGCUGGAGCUCGGGGCGGCCUCGGGCCUGCCAUCCCUCGUCGCGGCGAUCCUGGGGGCGAAGAAGGCCGUCAUGACCGACUUCCCAGACCCCGACAUCGUUGCCACGAUGCAGAAGAACAUUGACGAGUGCGACGAGACGAUGGAGGUCAAGGGCCAGCUGGCAGGGACGAUCGACGCAAUGGGCUUCGUCUGGGGCAGGGAGCCCGAGCCGCUGCUGGAGAGGCUGUCCGGCGACGGGCAGGCCAGGUUCGACGUCCUCGUCCUCGCCGACCUGCUCUUCCGGCACAGCGAGCACGGGGCGCUCGUCAAGACGAUCAAGGAGACGAUGCGCAGGUCCCCCGAGAGCGUGGCCUACGUCUUCUUCACGUCAUACCGGCCGUGGAAGAAGGACCUGGACAUGGCCUUCUUCGACGUGGCCCGGGACGCUGGGCUGGAGGUGGAGCAGGUAGAGGAGAUCCAUCUGCAGAAGCCGCUGUUCAAGAACGACCCCGGCGACCUGGACGUGCAGAAGACGGUCAAGGGCUUCGCCCCCAACCAUGCGGCUGGCCCUCGCCCGAAGAAGCUGAAUCUCGACCAUCUCCCUCUUGAGAUUGUUCUACGGAUCUAUGAAUUCGCUCUCGUAGAACGCCCGAGAUGGGAGAAGACGCACAAGCCAACUUGCAAAUACAAGCCCAAGUUCGGCGACGACAUCUACGAGAACCCACCGUUCCUCCAGUCAAAGGUGACCGUCUGCGCUGACAUGAGGCUGAAGACCGAGUGCUCCUGCUCCUGCGCCAAGCGCACCGGGCUCGGGCUCCUCCUCGCCUCCAAGGGCGUCAACGAGCUCGCGGCCCCGAUCUUCUGGUCCAAGAACACAUUCUGCUUCCUCGAUGCCAUCGAGCUCAUCGCAACGGUCGGGCGCCUCCUCCGACCUGCCUAUGUGGAGAUGAUCCGGGCCAUCAGCAUCAUGAACCCAGACCAGAGCGGAUACACGGGCCACGUGGACUACACACUAUCUAAAGGCAAGCAACGGCACGUCUUCUGGGACACCAUCGAGAGAUGCAAGGGCCUCGAGAGCCUCGACAUGCCGGGGGCCUACAUCUCAGCAACCAAGUGGUUCGCGCAGCGGAUGGCCAAGCUCCCCGCUAAGGCGCCCUCGCUCAAGACCGUGAGGUUCAACUUCCUCCUCACCUUCACAUCCUACGACAUGUGGAGCGAGUACCCCUCGCCGUGGUGGGACCACUACUUCCCGGACGUCAUCUACGCGCGGUGCUCCCGGGCCUUCUCCCUCAGGGACCAGGACUGGAGCCCCAAGGCGGUGCAGGAGCUCGCGAGGAGCCUCAAGUGGAACUUCCGCGUGUACGUCGGCACCGCCAUCAAGACCAGCUUCCUGGGGGCGAGCAAGGAGAGGCCCGAGAGCUACAAGGACACCUUCCGGCUCGCGGCGGGCAUCGACGAGUACUCCAGCAGGCGCCGCGUCACCCUGCCGACGGGGGAGACGACCACGGUGCGGUUCUACGGGUUCCCCCUCAGCAAGCGGGACAGGAUGGACCAGGUCAGGCGGAAGAAGGCGCUCGACGGGCAGCAGAGGAAGAUCAACAAGCUCACCCACUCCCAGAACGAGGCGGUGGUCAAGGCCAAGGAGGAGAGGAAGACCAAGCGGGAGACGCAGGUGACGGAGAACAGGGCGACUCACAACCAGGCGAUUGCGGAUCGCGGCCAGCGGCUCCUGGACCUCAAGGCCGAGGAGGACAGAGCCGCCAGGAAGCAGCAGCGGAAGAUUGGCAGGAUGACCAAGAGGAAUGCCGAGAUACACAGAAGCGAGAGGAAACGAGUUCCUUCCGGAAGGGGUCUUGUUGGGCACACACUCACACACACACACACGCUGCGUAUACGGAAGAAAACACAUCACAGUUGCUUCACUUUCCGGGCCCAAGGACGAGGAUACCAUUACCCGCCUGGCCGGUCUAGACUCUCAGCACACCUACCUACGUCAGACGCACCUGGGCACCCCACCACAGCACGCAUGUCGUCCACACCGCAUCUUUCCCAGCUGGAGAGGGACGGCUUCGUGGUGGUCAAGGCCAUCGCCAGCCCAGCCAAGCUCGAGCGCCUCCGGGACGCAAGCACCAAGGCAACUUCGCUUGCCCGCUCGGGUGGCUGGCCCCACGUCCGCACCGUCGGCAAGCAGUUCCCUCCCUGGAGCGCCGCCGAUGCCGCGGAAAAGGGUAUCUGGGGCGUCCAGCACCUCAUGAAUCCGGACCUGGCUGGCCACGACCUCUUUGCGGAGCAGUACUUCUCUGAGGAGGUCCUGUCCAUCGUCCGCGAGCUGCUGCAGUGUUCCGACGACGAUCUCAUCAUGGAGCUCUUCAACAUGCUCGUCCGCCCCGAGUCCGACUUCGAGCUCAGGUGGCACCGCGACGACAUCCCCGCCGAGGCGUCGGCUCAAGAGGAGAUGGAGCGGCUCGCCAAGCCCGCCUUCCACGCCCAGUACAACUUCGCCCUCUUCGACGACGACUCGCUCGUCGUCGUCCCGGGCUCGCACAGGCGCGCGCGCACCGACGCAGAGCGCGCGGCCGGGCCCUUUGAGAAGGUGCUGCCGGACCAGCUCGUCGUCAAGCUGGGACCAGGGGACAUUGUCUUCUACAACAACAAUAUCCUGCACCGCGGCGUGUACGACUCAAGCAAGGAGCGCAUGACUCUGCAUGGUUCGGUUGGGCAUGUGGGCGGGAGCGCUCUCCGGGCGAGGAAUGUGCUGCAGCAUGGGGUUGGGGAUUGGGUUGCGGGAUGUAAUUUUAGCAGGCUAGAGGGUCGCGACAGAGAGCGGGCUGAGGCCAUGAGGGAGAGAUUAGUAAAAAUGGGCAGCGCGAGUGGUGAUGUUGGCUAUUCGCUCCAGGGAUGA
This is a messenger RNA of Clonostachys solani, 3120 nucleotides long. NCBI's taxonomy places the organism in Eukaryota, Fungi, Ascomycota, Sordariomycetes, Hypocreales, Bionectriaceae. The record is from the annotation of a GenBank genome assembly.